Molecule: messenger RNA, 3644 nt
Organism: Austrofundulus limnaeus
Lineage: Eukaryota; Metazoa; Chordata; Actinopteri; Cyprinodontiformes; Rivulidae
Gene: aftphb
Product: aftiphilin b
Biological process (GO): intracellular transport
Cellular component (GO): trans-Golgi network membrane; AP-1 adaptor complex
Molecular function (GO): clathrin binding
Source: RefSeq, a predicted model, not a curated record
CUAUGGAGAGCGAUGUUGAUAAACGAUGGGAGUGAGCGGAGCCGCGAAAUUGACAUGACUGGAGAAAUAAGCUCCAGGAAAAUAAAAGGAUGAAAACUCAGGAGGGGAGAGAAGAAGAGAUACAUGAGGUUUUGGAGCCCUGCUAGAUGAGUUUAUGGAGCCAGACAUCAUGUCCUCACACUCUGACUCCUCUCUUCCGAUGGACGGAGACGGUGAUGGUGGUGUGGGAUCAGAAGACGACGAGUUUGGGGAUUUUUCUUCGCCGGUGGUGUGCUCCCCUUUCGGCCUUGCUGACGCCACGGCGCCACCAUUUUUUCACAGACAAACCUUUCCGACUUCAAAGCCAGCAACCCAUCAACCGAACUCCAGCUUUAAUCACCUCGUUGAACAAAACCAACACACAUCUGCUGUGAUGUUGGGCUCUGACGGGCGUCACAUGGACGUGGACGGGCCAACUUGUAUUCCUGAAUCUUUGCACUACUCAAAUGGACGUGCUGUUGAAGACCCAGGGUCUGAGGCUUUUAGUGCCUCUUUAGUGAAUUCUCCUGCAGAGGAAACAGGGUUUGCCGAUUUUACUUUGUUCACGGAGCAGGCGGGACACCCUUGGUGCUGUGGUUUUACCGAGCAGUGGGAUAGAAGGCCGGAAGAAGCACACAUCAGCUCUGGUGAACAAGAUGCCGUUACGGACUCUGAACCCAAAACCCAGCAGAGCGACGUCUGCACUGAUGUAAAACACUGUGAGAAAAGAGAUGCAGUUCUUGUGCAACCACCUCAGGGCCACCAUCAGCCUCAGGAACCUGCAGCUUUGAGUUUCACAUCUGUUGAGGAGGUCCAGAGACUCGAAGCCAGAGUCCCUCAGCGGGUCACUGAGAAAGAGCCCGCCUCUGCUGACCAGACAUCCUGUUGUGAUGGUUUUUCCUUUGAGCGUGCCUCUGCAGAGGUGGAAGCUCAGUCUCCUCUGCGUCUUGCUUCUCAAGGCAGUCAGUCAAUCAAAGCAACUGAAGAGGUGGAAAACCCAGAAAACUGUAGACGUUCUGUCUUUCUGAUCAGGAGUGAAGUGGCAAAUCGUAGUUUGUCUGAGUCGCACCUUCGUCACUCCAACCACUACACAACUCAGGAAACCUCUGCUACCUCCAGCCAGUCGCACUUAACAAACACACAGGAUGAACUUGCCCAUGUCGCCGGUGGUCAUCACAGAGACCAUGAACCUGUUCAAACAGCUGAUGUCAGAACACAGAGCCCGGGAAAGCUUCCUCCUAGUGGCAGCUUUGCAGAUUUCUGCUCGGCSCACACGCAGGAGGAUGAAGAGGGACACUGGGCAGACUUCAAGCAUCAAAAUGUACCAGGGGAGGGUAAAACCUGGGCAUGGUUUAGAGAGCCAGUUGGUAGUUUUUWCGCUGGGAAGGACAAUAAGGAGGAGCGAGAUGGAGCAACGGGAAGGAACAGCUGCCAGGCUUCACUGAGCUGCCGGGUCCAGCUGCUCCUCCAGUCCAGUUUCCCGGAGAUACCRGUCCCAUUUGUGGAAGGUGAGGGAGAGCUGCUCAGUCUCGAUACUUUGCUUCAAAUCCAGGACCUCCCAGAGAGUGAGGGGGYGGUGAUACCAGAACUGAGCCAUGCCCUGAGAAUUCAGCAAUUGAUGUUGGGUCCACAUCAGGAUGUUUACCAUUCGCUUGGCCUCCAGUUUAAGUGGGGGGGUUCUCACGCGAACGCUUCUCUGCUCAGAUGUCUCGGUGUGGAUGAGAGGAACAUUGUUUGUAUGAACAUGAAGAAGCAGCCAGUGACUGUUUCUACUUAUAUGUCUGGCCUGGGAAUGCUGGAGCCCACCAAAGACCCUUUGCCAGUUGUCUGUUCUCCGCAACCUAAAGGGUCUCGGUGCACACCGGUCCCCUCUGCACAUUCAGGACAGUCGCUCCCUUCGAGACAGCUGAACUGGAGCACCCGCAGCCUCAGCAGCUCUCAGGAGGGUAUGUCCCCUUGCCGAGCCCCUCACAUGUAGGGUUGAAAGUAAACCACCAGCCCUGAACAAAAUGGCUGCCGCUAAAAACACCAAAAAAAAAGGCUUCCCACUUCCUCCAGGGCAUGUUUUGCUGCUAUAAUUUCAUGCUGUAUUUCCCCUUCGCUCACUGAGCCGCAUUGUGUUGAUCACAAUGCUGCGUCUGAUUCAAAGUCAAACCGACGAGCAACAAAAUGAAAAUAGAAACUCUGUUAGAGAAAAUCUGAGCUGCCUCUAGUUUUUGUCCCUGCUGCCAUCGUUUAGAGAGUUUUUCUCUGUUUAUCAUAACACCUAAUASGAUUUCAGGCAUUUUGAAUUUGAUGUUUAUUGCUGUUUUUUUUAACAUUCCGAAAAUGUCAACACUGUCUAACUUCUGCCAAAGUCUUUUUAACUUCCAUACAGCUGACAAUAUCAUCCAUGUUUUGACUKUAAAUGACAUAAACAUGUUUUUAAUUUUUUAUCUACGUCAUUCUGGUUACUUUAUCCAAGGACUUUCUGUUUUUCUGAGCUUCAUAAAAGCAAAGAGAUGCUGUAAAAUAUUAACAACACAGUCUUGUUUCGAUCAGGGAAUUUUGGGUUAUUUGUACAGCGUCAAAACAAACUUUUAAAUUGAUCCUAACACUAAAAGUCAGAUAAUCGUUACUAUUGCUACUGGAAAAUUAUAUGAAGUAUGUUUUUGUCUGAACUGAGUAUGUGCAAAAAAAGUAUCACCAGAGUUUUUGUCUUUUACUAAUGCUGGUCUAAGGAAUCUAUUGUUGCACAUACGUUUUUCAAAUUAAAAGUUCUUGAGUUCAUUAAUGUUUUUUUAAUGGCUCAACUUAUUUGUGUAAUAAAUCUGACUGAAUUUUCUUUAAAAACAAUGAUAAAAACUUGGACACUGGUCACUUUCUGCUGCCUGUGUUUUAAAAGAAUAACACUCAGCUAGUUAAAAAUAUCAAAAUAAGAGUUUAUGUAUCUUUUAAUGCAACAGAGCUGGGCUGAUAUACUGAAGGCAUUAAAUUCAAACUCUGGAUUGUCAAYUGUAAAAAGACUGUUGUUAACACGCACGAUGUGCUUGAUGAUCAAGUUAAUUGAUGUAUAUAAAUACACAUAUCUUUAAUGAACAGCUGAUCAGUCUGUUUCAGACAAAGUUGGGAUUGAGUUGAGUCCAGAUUUAAUCAGAUUUAAUAAAAUUAAUUUAAAAAAAAGUACCUUUUAUUGUGACAUUUACUUCUACAGCCCCAGAAAUACUAAAUGGUAACUAAAUGGGGAUGUGUUUAACCUUAGGGCAGUGUAACACUGUAUUAUAAAGCAUGAACUGUAGAGGGCAUAUCUUCACAAGAGAGGGUGCAAAUCAGAACACUUCAGCCUGGUUUAUACUCCAUGAGAAGUGCCGGAGUUGUCUUGCUAACGUGGUUGCGUGAUGAGAAUUGCGUCUUUUCUUUCUCACAAUCGCCACUGAGACCCCAUCAUGUGCAUGGCCUCCCAUCGGAGCUAGUUUCUCACUGGGCAUGCGCCAAGUGUCAUGUGAUUGGUCAGAAUUUUAUUGGCGUGUUGGUAUAUAAAAAAUGUUGCUACUCUUAUUUCUGCCCCCGUUUAGGAACAACUGGCUGAGUGUGUAAGAAAAUACAGUCAUCUUUACAGUGGUUGCAGAAAAAAUGAGAAAGAUAUG